Messenger RNA from Pteropus alecto (black flying fox), 1188 nucleotides. RefSeq names its product adenosine A1 receptor (gene ADORA1). The transcript is spliced from 3 exons. Bases 99 to 1079 code for a protein of 326 amino acids. Gene Ontology annotation, cellular component: dendrite; membrane; synapse. Gene Ontology annotation, molecular function: G protein-coupled adenosine receptor activity. The record is from RefSeq and is a predicted model, not a curated record. Gene Ontology annotation, biological process: G protein-coupled adenosine receptor signaling pathway. Lineage: Eukaryota; Metazoa; Chordata; Mammalia; Chiroptera; Pteropodidae.
GCGCUCGGCCUCUGGGAGGCCCUGGCGGCCAGCAGGCAGGAUGGUGCCUGGCCCCUGUCCCCCGGCGCCUGUCUGCUGAUGCCCGUCCGUGGCCUGCCAUGCCGCCGACCGUCACGGCCUUCCAGGCCGCCUACAUCGGCAUCGAGGUGCUCAUCGCCCUGGUCUCCGUGCCUGGAAACGUGCUGGUGAUCUGGGCCGUGAAGGUGAACCCGGCUCUGCGGGACGCCACCUUCUGCUUCAUUGUGUCGCUGGCAGUGGCCGAUGUGGCCGUGGGCGCCCUCGUCAUCCCGCUCGCCAUCCUCAUCAACAUCGGGCCCCAGACCUACUUCCACACCUGCCUCAUGGUGGCCUGCCCCGUCCUCAUCCUCACCCAGAGCUCCAUCCUGGCCCUGCUGGCCAUCGCCGUGGACCGCUACCUCCGUGUCAAGAUCCCGCUCCGGUACAAGACGGUGGUGACUCCCCGGAGGGCCGCGGCGGCCAUCGCGGGCUGCUGGGCCCUGUCCUUCGUGGUGGGCCUCACGCCCAUGUUCGGCUGGAACAACCUGCGUGAGGUGGAGCGGGCCUGGGCGGCCAACGGCAGCGUGGGCGAGCCCGUGAUCCACUGCGAGUUCGAGAAGGUGAUCAGCAUGGAGUACAUGGUCUACUUCAACUUCUUCGCCUGGGUGCUGCCCCCGCUGCUGCUCAUGGCCCUGGUCUACCUGGAGGUCUUCUACCUCAUCCGCAAGCAGCUCAGCAAGAAGGCGUCGGCCUCCUCGGGCGACCCGCACAAGUACUACGGGAAGGAGCUGGGCAUCGCCAAGUCGCUGGCCCUGGUGCUCCUGCUGUUCGCCCUCAGCUGGCUGCCGCUGCACAUCCUCAACUGCGUCACCCUGUUCUGCCCCGCCUGCCGCAAGCCCAGCACCCUCACCUACGUCGCCAUCUUCCUCACGCACGGCAACUCCGCCAUGAACCCCAUCGUCUACGCCUUCCGCAUCCAGAAGUUCCGGGCCACCUUCCUGAAGAUUUUUAACGACCACUUCCGCUGCCGGCUGGCACCCCCAGCGGAGGAGGGCCCCCCGGAAGAGAGGCCGGACGACUAGACUUCGCUGCCCCCGCCCGCCCUCGUCCAGAGCAUCUCGGGCCGGUCCUCUCCUCCCCCGUCCCACUCGUCUCCGUGAGCCUUUCCCGGCCGGGCCGUGGGGUGUGGGC